AUGGGUGAAAAAAGAGAAGGACUCAUAUCUUUUUUCAAGCAUAUCUGUACAAUUACAUCUGAAAACACACAUGAUACUGAAAAAAUUAAUCUAAACAUUGCCGCGACCACUGGCAUCACUGCUUCUGGUAUUGGUUAUUCUCAAUUUGAAGAGCUAUGUUCAGCAAUAGACGUUCCAGUAUUUACUCCGAAUUCUUACACCAAAUAUCAAGAUCAGGAGGUUAUCAAGGUAGGUGUUCAGGCAGUAGUGUCAUUCAACAACAAAUCAGCAAUAUCCAUAGUUCAAUCGGCUUUUACUGGCAAAUGUCCCGGAGGAAAUGCUGUGAUUGUAGAAAGAAAAAGGUCUCAAAAACGGAAGAUAAAUUUUGAACAUCCAAAAAAGAAAAGAAUAUUAAAGGAAAUUAACAAAAAGCAACAUGAUUAUGGUCCAGCAAGUGCAGCACCUGAUAUCUCUCCUCAACAGUUAGAAAAAGCUAAAGAAGAAUUUAUGAAAAAUUUGAAGGAUGUUACAUGUCAUAGGAAUGCUAUUGAAAGGGCUACCGUAUUGCAAAGGGACAGCAGUGAAUGGCUUGAGUUAAGAAAAAAUCUUGUUACAGCUUAA
Molecule: messenger RNA, 600 nt
Organism: Parnassius apollo (apollo)
Lineage: Eukaryota; Metazoa; Arthropoda; Insecta; Lepidoptera; Papilionidae
Source: the annotation of a GenBank genome assembly